This is a messenger RNA of Phalaenopsis equestris, 1934 nucleotides long. Its product is annotated as ABC transporter B family member 26, chloroplastic. Bases 20 to 1735 code for a protein of 571 amino acids. The record is from RefSeq and is a predicted model, not a curated record. The transcript has 18 exons. Gene Ontology annotation, cellular component: membrane. Gene Ontology annotation, biological process: transmembrane transport. NCBI's taxonomy places the organism in Eukaryota, Viridiplantae, Streptophyta, Magnoliopsida, Asparagales, Orchidaceae. Gene Ontology annotation, molecular function: ATP hydrolysis activity; ABC-type transporter activity; ATP binding.
GAAGAGACAAAAACCACUUAUGAAAAGUCUCCACAAAAUUGUUUCUCUGGAACCCUCUGCUUUACCCUCAUUAACAAAUGCGCUCUCAGAACUAGGAAUACCACACUUCCUGACGGCAUCUAUUUUUUCUGCACAAAGUGGCAAAAACAUGGUAUUCUACAGGAAUGCAAAGAUCGUACUUUCAUUGUGUUUGUUAUCCGGAAUAUGCAGUGGAUUGCGGAGUUGCUGCUUUGGCCUUGCAAAUAUGAUAUUGGUCAAAAGAAUGAGAGAAACGUUAUAUUCCACUCUACUUUUCCAGGAUAUGACCCUUUUUGAUGAAGAAACAGUUGGGGAUUUAACGAAUAGGCUUAGUUCAGACUGUCAGCAAGUAUCUCGUGUCAUCGGAAAUGAUCUUAACGUGAUUUGUAGAAAUGUGGUUCAGGGAAUUGGUGCACUGAUUGCUCUUUUUAUGAUAUCUUGGCCUCUUGCAAUAUCAACGGUUGUGAUCUGUGCUUGCUUGGCAAUUAUGUUGUUCUUUUAUGGACGGUUCCAGAAAUGGGUAGCAAAAUUAAUUCAAGACUUUGGUGCUCGUGCAAAUGAAGUUUCCCAAGAAACAUUCUCUCUUAUCAGGACAGUCAGAAUUUAUGGGACUGAAAAACAAGAAAUUGAAAGAUACAGGACAUGGCUUGAGAGAUUGUGGGAUAUUAGCUUGCGACAAAGUGUGGGAUAUGGAUUUUGGAGUUUAACCUACAAUUGCUUCUACCAUUCUACUAAGAUAGUUGCUGUCUUGAUCGGUGGGGUUUCAAUUUUACGUGGCGAUUUAACAGCCGAACUGCUUACAAAGUUCUUAGCGUAUGCCGAAUGGCUAAUUUUUUCUGCUUGGUCGAUUGGGGACAAUUGGUCUUCAUUGAUGCAAUCAAUUGGAGCAAGUGAGAAGGUGUUUCAGCUGAUGGAUCUUUUGCCUAGAAAGAAGCUCAUAUCAGGAGGACGUCAGCUGCAAGAGCUAACUGGGCAUAUUGAAUUUGUUAAUGUAUCAUUUCAUUAUCCCUCAAGGUGGAAGUUCCCAGCCGUUGAACGGAUACACUUGUCUAUACAGCCCAAUAAAGUUCUUGCAAUUGUUGGUCGUAGUGGAAGUGGGAAAAGCACAAUUGCCAAUCUUCUUCUUCGCCUUUAUGAACCAACAAAUGGUGCGAUAUUAGUUGAUGGCAUUCCUAUUGAAGAUUUAGAUAUCAGGUGGCUGAGAGGAAGAAUCGGCUUUGUCAGUCAGGAACCUCCUCUCUUCCGAAUGGAUGUGACCUCAAACAUUAGGUAUGGCUGCACAAGAGAAACCACACAAGAGGAAGUUGAAUGGGCUGCAAAACAAGCUUUCGCGCAUGAGUUUAUACUGUCCCUACCAAACGGAUAUUCUACCCUCGUUGACAAUGCUCUUCUUAGCGGCGGCCAGAAGCAACGCAUCGCGAUCGCAAGGGCUAUUCUUCGAGAUCCAACCAUCUUGAUCCUUGACGAAGCCACAAGCGCCCUUGAUGCAGAAAGCGAGCAUUAUGUGAAGGAGCUCCUACUUUCGGAUCGAAAUGCCUCUGGAGAAAGGAGAACUGUUGUUAUCAUCGCGCAUAGGUUGUCAACUAUACAAGCUGCCGAUACUAUUGUAGUAAUGGAUAGUGGUAGAGUUGUUGAGGUGGGGAGUCAUAAGGAGCUUAUGCUGAAAGAUGGAUUAUACGCAACUUUAGUUCGAAGACAGACAGACGCCAUUGAUUGAUUGUUUGAUGUCAACAACAUUCAGCUCAUUCUAUAUUACUUUCCAAGGAGAGUUUAAUUUAUCGCUUUUAGACCAUAAAAAUUGUCCUAUUUAUUUAAAUUAUCCGUAUAUUUUUCAUUUAAAUACUUUAUAUUAGGGGGUGGUAGAAUUUUUGUUGUCCCCUCUGCCCAUCAUUAUGGAAGAAAUAAAAUAGCAAUUA